This is a messenger RNA of Leishmania braziliensis MHOM/BR/75/M2904, 2271 nucleotides long. RefSeq lists its product as hypothetical. Gene Ontology annotation, molecular function: anaphase-promoting complex binding; ubiquitin ligase activator activity; protein binding. The transcript has a single exon. Lineage: Eukaryota; Euglenozoa; Kinetoplastea; Trypanosomatida; Trypanosomatidae. Bases 1 to 2271 code for a protein of 756 amino acids. Gene Ontology annotation, cellular component: anaphase-promoting complex. The record is from RefSeq and is a predicted model, not a curated record. Gene Ontology annotation, biological process: positive regulation of ubiquitin protein ligase activity; positive regulation of anaphase-promoting complex-dependent catabolic process; anaphase-promoting complex-dependent catabolic process.
AUGUCCUCUAGGAGCCCGCAUCGUGGACGAGGCUCUGCAAGAAGUGGCACCUUCCUGUCUGUGGGCAUGUCAUCCUCGUCGCCAUUGAGUCCCCGCGCAUCGUCGUCGUCGCUCUCACGGCAUGCGCAUCACACGCGGCUCAUCGCCUCACUCGCAGGUUCCACCGCCGGACCGACGGCGCCGAUGAUCGGGACAGCGGAGCUGUGCACCACCGGUGCAUCUCCGUCACCCAUAGACGUUUCGCGCCCAUCCACAUCCGUAGAGGGAAUGUCGUCUCUUACUGCGCUCACCGCGAGCUCUCGCCAAAGCCCAACUUGGAUCCCAACUCGCCUCACGUCAUCCUACUGUGUAUUGAGUGCGGCCGGGCUGCAGGAGGACUUCUACACAAGCUGUCUGUCCUGGGGGACCAAUCAGAUGGCGCUGGCACUGCAGGAGGAUCUCGUGCUGUUUCAUCCGAGCCACCCACGGCAGGCGUCGUCGACGGCACGCAUCUCGAACCCCCCUGCACCCGGGGAAGUUGGCAACAGUACCGGCACAACAUCCUCUGGCGCCUUCUCGGGUCCGCGACGGGCGACGGCGGUUGCGAUGACCCGCUGCCGGGAGACGUCCUGUUUCCUGGGCAUGUCAAACGGUGCCGUGGAGAUGUAUGAGGGACGCGGGGAUGGCACAUUGCACUGCACUGUUGCCUUCGCCAUGCCACCGCCGCCGACGGACUACCUGAGCUCGCUCGUACUCGGCCGUGGCGAUUGUGGUGGAGUUACCUCAGCAACCUCAUCAGCUUCUCGCGCGGCACGUGCGCUUGACCUUCUCAGCUCUUCUGUUUCGUCCAUCAGCUGCGUGGGCACCAGCAGUCGCCAUCCUUGGCUGGGGUCUGCCACCACUGCUGCCCGCGGAUUGAUCACCCUUGAUGCAAGGCAGGUGCAGCCUGCCAUUCGCUUUGGCACGGACGCCGAGCUUAGCCAAGACGAGCGCGCACCGAGAACAUCCCCAUUGUCUGCACCUGCCUCGUCGGCUGUUAGUGGCGAGCCCAGCAAGCUGCAGCGCGCCGCCACAUUUCUACGGCAGCACGAUCGACUGUGCAGCGUGUCGUGGAACGCGACGGGCUCGCUGGUAGCGACUGGCAGUGGAAGUGGCAUUGUAAAGGUGUGGUCCCUGAGCGCACCGCAGCGCCCCUUGCAUACCUUUAUCGUCGAUCAGGACUGCUCUGUGAAGGCCCUGUGUUUCCACCCUGGAAGUCCCUAUGUGCUGCUAGUGGGGGCCUCCGCUGGCGUGGCGGGGCUGCGCACGUACGACUUGUCCGGCGCCGAGCCCAUUUUGACCUCCGCUGGCGCCACGGCAGCUCCUGUAACACAGGCGUUGUACGAUCCCGAGGGCCAUUACGCAGUGACCGGGGCUGGCGUUCCUUUGUUGCCCGCUCCGCUCUCGUUAUCACCACCGGCCUACCCAGCGCUGGCCGCUCACGCAGAGCUUGGUGCGGCUAGCGGAGGUGAUGGCAGCGGCUUUCAUGAGUACGGCACUGGUUGGCACCGUUCCCCAUCAACUCGCCUCAGCGUAGCCAACAGCAGCAGUGUCAUUGGUGCAUCUGGCGGCUCCACUCUCUGGCACGGCUCGUGGAACGAGACGGAGGUGUUAGCCGCUUCUCCGAGCGCGACUCUUGACCCGACCGCCGGGUUUGCUGGCACCGCUGCCAGUGCAAACAGCAGUAGCUCAGCGGUAGCGCACAGCGCUCCACCAAAUGCGCUUGUGGUGUGGCGCUGCGGUAUCAGGCGCCGCGAGAAUUACCUCCGAGAGGCUCUUCUCCAGCGCCGCAACUCGCGAGGCGACAGCAAAGGCGGCCGAGACGACUUUAUUCGGCACAGUGACGACGCGGAUGAUGACUGCGGUACCGAGGAUGAAGACGUAAGCGACGUCGAAAGUGAUGACAUUGCCCAAGUGGACCGUCGCGUCCGAGAUGAUUUGUGGGAUUCUACCGCUAUCACCGGCCGCGGGCACAGCAACGCUAUCGGCUAUCCGAGGUCGGAGUGGAUGCCAAUGUACGCCCUCCCUGGUCAUCGUGCACGGCCGCUGCUUAUCUGCUCCCCCUUCCCGCAGUCGCCGUUUGCCGGCUGCUACGCGUCCAUUGCAGGCGGCGAGGAUGGCACGAUCCGUUUUUGGCGAUUCUUCGAGACCACGUCGGAUGCCACGCACUUGCAGCACCGUCGCCAAGCCCAGCAGCAGUCAGCGACGACUCAGGAGGACAUGGAUUUGCUCGCCACCCCAGUGCUGCGGUGA